AUGGUUAAAUCAUUUCUUGUCGUGAUCGUUGCGUUUUGUUUCAGUGUUUUUAAAGUGGCUGCGAUACCGGAUCCAAAAGACGCAGCGCAUCGUAUUUAUGUAGCCGUAGACGCGAAAAUAAUGGCAGCUGAAAAAAUGAGACAGUUUGGAUUCUUGUACCUUCAACGUAGCAGUGAUGCAGACGUAUACUACACAAAUGAUAAUGUGAGAGCAAUACUAGGUGCUAACGCACCAGCAAUUGCCGAAUUACCAUCUUUAUAUGAUCAAGGUCCUUGGCCAAACCUUUCUCCAGUCGAGGGGCCAGUUCAUUCAAAUAUGAGAGUUGCAGGUCCAAAUGCGAAGGAAAAGGAGGAUCCCAAGACUAACGUAGGGCAUGCAGAACAGAAGAUGCUAAUGGAGUUUGACAAAAUGGUUGAAGGUGUAUUUGGCAGUGAUGGCGAUAAAUUGAAGGAAUGUCCGGCAUUUAUAAUUCUCGGCACCAAAUUGUUUCCGUGCUACAAAGCCGAAAAUGUCGGUUGUGGGCAAUAUUUCAUUGAGAGAACAAAAAAAGUAUUUAAUCAAUGCACCUCGGAGGCCACGAGAGACUCUUUUCUGUAUCUAUACAGUCGUGACAACUCUGACAAUGAUUGGCACAAACAAAGGGACAAUUUUAAACAAAAUGGAAUCAAAAUUAUAUUUGGACCUCAAUGA
Molecule: messenger RNA, 690 nt
Organism: Paramuricea clavata
Lineage: Eukaryota; Metazoa; Cnidaria; Anthozoa; Malacalcyonacea; Plexauridae
Source: the annotation of a GenBank genome assembly